AUGGUGACCAAAAGAGUGGCGCGAUAUGGCGACUGGGAUAGCCCGAUUACGGCGGACACGGUAACCUCAAAGAGCCGAUCCGUCACCUCGCCGCGGGUACAUCGAGCCUCUGGUCGCGCUUUCUUCAAUGAGUCGAAAGGAGAUGGGCGUAAUGGGAUUGUUGGGAUCACCAAUGAAGGGGCCAAGGAUGUUCUCCCAGCACCUUGGAGCGCACACAACACAGUCUACGAAUAUGGAGGCUCUCCGUAUGAUGUCACCGCGGACGGCCGCAUCAUCUUUUCCGACGCUGAGAGGGGUGUUGGCAUCCUUGACCCAGACUCCGGGAAGGUGACGAUUGUCACAGCUCCUGAGAAAAAGCGGUACUCCAACUUCAGCGCCAGCCCGCAAAGCCCUUGGGUCUUAGCCAUCGAGGAAGAUCAUGCCAUCAACACGCCUGAAGGGGUCAAGAACUACAUCGUGGCCAUCAAUGCAGACACUGGCGAGACGAAACGCGUUGUUCAGGGGGCCGACUUCUACUACACGCCGCGGUUUAGUGAGGACGGGAAAAGAUUGGCUUGGACUGAGUGGGAUCAGCCCAAUCUUCCGUUUUCCGCGAGCAAGAUAUUUGUAGCUGACUGGACCUCGUCUGCUUCUGUUGAGAACAAGGUUCAGAUCGCUGGCCAGAACCUCGAGGGCGCCGCUGAGCCUCGAUGGGGGUUGGACGGGAGCUUAUUCGUGUGCAUCGAGGUCGACGGGUUCCGACAGCUUCACCGUCUUGGGCCUGGCGACUCGAAUCCCACCCAUAUCAAGCUCAAGGGUCUGGAAAAUGCCGAGUUCGGUGAGAUUCGAUGGUUCCAGGGAAGCCAAACCUACGCGCCCAUAUCUGCGCGACACGUUGUAGCAGCUGGCAUUAUUUUUGGGCAGGCGAAGCUGAUCGUCGUAGACCUCGAGACCAGCGACUGGAAGCCUAUAGGCCCUUCGAAUCUCAAUGCUCUGGCGAAUGAUUCCGUGGCCAGGCUUAACGACACCUCAGUGCUUGUCAUUGCCGAGGAAACGGCUUCGCCGUCAGCCUUGUACAUCAUCAAUGCUCUUAGUGGCGAGUCCAAGAUCGUCAGGAAGACUACAGACGUUGACUUGGACCAAAAGCUGUUCUCCAAGCCAGAGCUUGUUCAACUUCGUUCAACAGGCGCCCCCUUCCGAACCAUCUACAGCACCCUCUGGAUGCCGCACAACCCGAAGUUCAUCGCCCCAGAAGGCACUUUGCCUCCACUAGUCAUAUCGUCUCAUGGUGGGCCAACAGGAUAUACGAGCUCCGGACUCAAGCUUCGAACGCAGUACUUCACCUCUCGAGGGUAUGCCUACCUGGCGCUUAACUACACGGGAUCAACUGGACACGGCAGAGAGUAUCGCGAAGCGUUAUUCAGUAAUUGGGGAAUUGUUGAUGCAGACGACGCUGCCGAAGUCGCCGAGCAUCUAGUGAAUGCUGGUCGAGUGCGAAAAGUCGGCAUCGUCGGUGCCAGCGCCGGAGGAUACAACGUAUUGCAAGCCCUUGUCCGCCGCCCAAAGACGUUUGAUGCAGGGUUCUGCGUCUGUGGCGUCAGUGAUGUCAAGAAGCUGGAUGAGUCUACUCACAAGCUCGAGUCUGAGUACAUGGGCGCUUUAGUACUCGACCCUGGUAUGGAUGAGGAGCAAAAGGAGGAGAGAUACAAAGAGCGAAGUCCACUGUUUCAUGCGGAUAAGAUCCAGUCGCCCCUGUUCCUGCUGCACGGCAUUGCGGACACGGUAGUUCCCAUUGAGCAGGCUCGGCUGAUAUAUGCAGCCGUGAAGAACAAGGGCGGAGAUGUUCAGAUGAGAGAGGUCCCAGGAGAGGGCCACAUGUUUGGGAAACCUGGAAGCCCUAGGCUUUGGCUAGAUGAGGAGGAGGCUUGGUGGAGAAGGAAUCUGUUGUGA
Molecule: messenger RNA, 1929 nt
Organism: Colletotrichum karsti
Lineage: Eukaryota; Fungi; Ascomycota; Sordariomycetes; Glomerellales; Glomerellaceae
Product: dipeptidyl peptidase
Exons: 3
Coding region: 1-1929 (642 amino acids)
Biological process (GO): proteolysis
Molecular function (GO): serine-type peptidase activity
Source: RefSeq, a predicted model, not a curated record